GUAAAAAAUAUUUAAUGUUUUUGUAUGUACGAGCAUUUUAUCAGCACACCACAUGUGUGCUUGCCAGAAGAGGGUGUCAAAGCCACUGGAACUGGAAUUACAGGUGGUUGUAAGUCAUCAUGUGAGUGCUGGGAAUUGAAGCCCUGAAUCGUCUCUCCAAGCCACAAGUAAACCUUUUUUUUAUGAUGAUAGAAAGUGAUCCGGCCGCAGUAGGCAUCUGCAGCUGCUCUCCCAGCCCCCCACAUAGUAGGGCAGCACAGCUCCUCAGAGCCCCAAGAGGAUCCACGUUACGGUACUGGCGAAUGAAAUCUGUUCCGCGCCAGGGCGAGAAACAUCGCGAGUACGGGCGGAAGCCAACGCGGCUUAGCUGUCCAAGAUACUGCGACAGCGGAUGCCAGCCCUGGCGGAAGCGGGUACGGCAACACCCGAGGCGCAUGCGUGUGAUUUAGACUUCUCGCGAGACGCUAGGCGGGAAAGCAUAAGGUGAUUUCCUCUGUGGGAUCUCUGAGGAGUACCCCGGCGUACCACUGCCAUGGACCCAUUCCUGGUGCUGCUGCACUCGCUGUCCAGCAGCCUGUCGGGCAACGAUCUGACGGAUCUCAAGUUCCUGUGCCGCGAGCGCGUGAGUAAACGAAAGCUGGAGCGCGUGCAGAGUGGCCUGGACCUGUUCUCGGUGCUGCUGGAGCAGAACGAUCUGGAGCGCGGGCACACCGGGCUGCUGCGCGAGUUGCUGGCCUCGCUGGGCAGACACGACCUACUGCAGCGCCUGGACGACUUCGAGGCGGGGGCGACGACUGCUGCAACCCCGGGGGAGAUCUGCGGGUGGCAUUUGACAUUGUGUGUGACAAUGUGGGGAGAGACUGGAAAAGACUGGCCCGUGAGCUGAAGGUGUCUGAGGCCAAGAUUGAUGGCAUUGAGGAGAGGUACCCCCGAAGCCUGAGUGAUCGGGUAAGGGAGACUCUGCGAGUCUGGAAGAAUGUCGAGAAGGAGAACGCCUCGGUGGCUGGACUGGUCAAGGCACUGCGGGCCUGCCGGCUGAACCUGGUGGCUGACCUGGUGGAAGAAGCAUUGAUGGCCCAGGGAUCUGUGAGCAAGAGUGAUGAUACAUCCUCAGCGCUGAGGGAUUCAACUGUGUCUUUCUCAGAAACACCCUGACAAGCCCGAGGCUCCUCUCAGGAGUCACUGUGGACUUGAUCACACCAUGAUGUAGCACCAAGUGCCUAUCGUGACCAGUGGCAAGAAGACCUUGCUGAUUCAGGCUGGGACCCCUCAUACCAGCUCCUGGAGUAUAGCUGAUUCUAUGGAGCCUCUGCCCUCUGGGCUUUGGGGACACAUGAAGGUUCCCCUUCGUGUUCUCCAUCACCUCUUCCCCCCCCCACCCCCAAGAGAUCCCUGGUCUUACAAGGAGGAAGUUGAGUUGGAGCUAAUGGCACCUGUGCUGACUGCACUUUGAGAGCCUUCGUGUUGUUCCUUGGAGGAAGACACCAACUCAGUUCACAUCUGUCUCAUAUCCUUGGAGGCCAUCAGAGAGCAGCUCCUGACCUCCAAACAAGUGCAAGAGCCCUAUGAGGACUGAUUGUAAAGUUCGCCACUAAAAUCGCUGCUCUGUGAAGGACUGUGCUGUGGAGGGAGCACCCUGCCUCCACGGUGGUCUGUAAGCAAAGUGCCUUGGGCUGGCUAUAGUGGCUCACUCUGCAAUCCUAGCACUUGAGAGUUGAGAACUGCUGUGCUUUAUAGCAGCCUGAGCUACAAAUGAUUCCUUUAAACAAAAACACACGAAAGCAAGUGCCUUUACCUGGAGAUAACCAGUGUCACCAAGAAUUUCCAUUAUAUUAAGGACCCUUCUAAUCUCAGAAGUCCCAGUAGACUGACUACAGUGUGCUCACAGCCCUGGGUGCUAGUCAUGAAUGAGGUGGUGUGAUUUCCUGAUUUGCUUCACACCAGCAGGGGCCCUGACUGCCACACUGGGCGGCCAAAUAAACCAUUUCUUGUCUCAGUUUUCCAACCUUUGGCUGGGUGUGGUUAUGCAUACCUUUGAUCCUAGCCUUGUAGGAAAGUGGAAGCAGGUGGAUCUCUGAUCUAUGAGUUUGAGGACAGCUUAGCCUACACAGAGAACUACAGGCCAGCUGACACUAAACAGAAAGACCAUGUCUCAAAUAAAAGUUGAUGCCUGGAGAAGAGGAUCCUAGUUACAGGGUUCUCCUGACAGAGGGAACAGCUACACCUCACUCUCGUAACCUAGUCUUGGCUUCACAAGUGACCAGCCUGGGGACUGUGCUCAAACACUGAUCAGUCAUUUCCCGCACUCCUUUCCUCCUCCACCCCACUGCUCCACCGGACAGCUGACCCCUCAGCACGCUUGGACUCUCAACUCCUUUCCCGGUUGUUGGUGGCUUCUCUCCUGCAUUCCUUGGGUUGCAGCCUCAAACCUACCAUGUUUUUCAGCCCAGCAUCUGUCCAUCUGGCUGGUCUGCUCACAUUCUUUACCAUCAAGGCCUCCUGACCACUCUGGGGACUCAUUGUGUUUUCUCUGGCCCCAUUUCUCACCUGACCACACUGCUCUUGGCUCCCCCAGAGUAUGCAUAGGCCUGUACAAGGUGUCUGAUGGGUGUUUGCUGUGGUCCUCUACCCCUUACCCAUUUUGAAGGGUUUUGUUUUUAAGACACGGUUUCCUGUGACCCAGAUGUAACCUAGGUUGACCUCAAGCUCACAGUGAACUGAAGCGACCUUAAAUCCUUUUUGAUCAUCCUACCUCUGCUUCUCAAGUGUUGUGACAGUGUGGCAAGUUCACCCAGGCCCAAGUCUUUAGAGCCCUUGCUCUAGGAAGCCUGGGCAACCCUACUGAAACAUGCUGAUGCCUUUUAACUGUCCUGUGGCAAUUCAGGUCAGUGGGAUUACAUGUCACAUUUUUUGUUGUCCAAAAUGGCUUUCCAGAAUUCAGUUCAGCUAUGAGCAAGCCUGUUUGCAUCUGGAUUUAAGAGAAUGUCCCUUCCUUCUGUCAUUUGCUGUAUUCCCCUCUUCAAGUGGCAGGAUUGAAUCUCAGUUACUACUGCAGGGCUUUUGGGCCACCAGAGAAAUGUAUCCCUUUGUACAGAGUCUCUUCAACCAUGUUGGGAUUAAAACAUGGGCAUCAUCAGGGUGAGCACCCCACAGAUCUCCAUCUCCCCAACAUGUGCCCAGUUUUGCCCUGCACACCUCAGCAUGAAUUCCUCCUGCUGCUAAUAAUGGCCACUCAGCGCUCCACACCUCACAGGUGACUCUCCUGGGCACCUCUCCUGCCCUUCACUCCUCAGCUCCCAUCAGGGUCUUGGCUCCUGUCCAUCCUCCACCAAGGGCUGGAACCACAGACCCGCCUGUUCCUAGAAGCCAUCCACCCUGCGUAUUUUUAGCUUCCUAUUUUUGAGUUCCACAAUCAUUUCUGAGUCAUUCAACUGACUGCCUUCUGGUCACAAGGUCCCAGUGUGAGCUGUGUUUCAAAUCAGACAGUGGAACAUGAUGUGAUGGAAUGUGUGAUGUAUCCACCAUGGACCAUGGCCCUCCAGUAGCUGAUGCAAAAGCAGUGCUGGUUUGCUGGAAGAUUCGGGAAAGAAACCCACAGUAUCUUGAGUCAUGUGCUAAGUAGAUGCUUGCCUGAGGGAUAUCUGCCGGUCACGGGACUCAUUGUCACCAAGGCUUUUCUGAGCCAAAGACAAGUGACAGGGCUGGAGCGUUUUGUGACUAGAACAGGACAGCAGGGUAAGCAUGCAUGUGGAGGUCUACAGCUCCCACACUCCCAAAGCCUGAAUGGACUAGAAAGAUGAGGCCUGCUCCCUGUCCAUCAAAAUAAGACAAGCAUACUGUGUCAUGCCUGUGGUCCCAACACUAGAAGCUGAAACUGCAUUUUAAGACCACCCUGGGCUAAACAGAUCUUAUCUCAAACAAAAAAGGCAGGUGAGUCAUGGCGUAAACACUUGUAAUCCAACAUAUGGGAGGAUCCGUUGGAGGCAGCGUCUCUUAGUGAAUCCAAGUCCAGUCUGAGCUACAUGAGACCCUCUCUCAACAACCCGACAACUCACUGCCAAAACAAAAGCCACACUGCAUAUUGAGGUCAGAACAGCAUUCCUGAGGAGUACAGAAGACAGCCCUGUGUUCAGUGGUGGCUGCAGCAGAUCAACACCUCAGGUUCCUGAACUUGGCAGAUGGAGUUACACUGGUCUGUUUUCUGUCUUCCUAGGUAAUUGGUGCACACCUGAUUACAUUGCUAACUUAAGUAUUGCCUUGGCAGACCUCGUUUAUUGUUGGUCACAGGGCCUAGGUUUUAUAUGUGGCAGAGGUCCAUGGUUAAUAAAAGCCUGGGAGGGGUUGAGGAUUUAGCUCAGUGGUAGAGCACUUGCCUAGGAAGCGCAAGGCCCUGGGUUCGGUCCCCAGCUCUGAAAAAAAGAACCAAAAAAUAAAUAAAUAAAUAAAUAAAUAAAUAAAUAAAUAAAUAAAUAAAUAAAAAUAAAA
This is a messenger RNA of Rattus norvegicus (Norway rat), 4485 nucleotides long. RefSeq names its product Fas associated via death domain (gene Fadd). The record is from RefSeq and is a predicted model, not a curated record. Gene Ontology annotation, biological process: death-inducing signaling complex assembly; extrinsic apoptotic signaling pathway; positive regulation of cytokine production. Gene Ontology annotation, cellular component: caspase complex; nucleoplasm; death-inducing signaling complex. Lineage: Eukaryota; Metazoa; Chordata; Mammalia; Rodentia; Muridae. Gene Ontology annotation, molecular function: protein-macromolecule adaptor activity; signaling adaptor activity; death effector domain binding.